Molecule: messenger RNA, 258 nt
Organism: Lottia gigantea (owl limpet)
Lineage: Eukaryota; Metazoa; Mollusca; Gastropoda; Lottiidae
Exons: 1
Source: RefSeq, a predicted model, not a curated record
GACAAGGAUCAGGAAAAUAAGGAAAAAGGCAAAAUGUACGGCGACAAAAAACGAAACGCUGUAAAUAGUUCGUUACAACUGGGAGAUAAAGUGCUUCUGAAACAGAAAAAGGAAAAUAAACUUUCCACAACAUUCCAUCCGAAACCUAUGAUGUUAUUAAAGAAAAACGGAAAUAGUGUUAUAGUGCAAUCGGAUGAAGGUGUUCAAUAUAAGAGGAAUAUAACACAAGUAAAAAAAUUUGAGACCCAAGUUUUUUAA